Molecule: messenger RNA, 7025 nt
Organism: Pseudophryne corroboree (corroboree frog)
Lineage: Eukaryota; Metazoa; Chordata; Amphibia; Anura; Myobatrachidae
Gene: DTX1
Product: deltex E3 ubiquitin ligase 1
Exons: 11
Coding region: 1056-2924 (622 amino acids)
Biological process (GO): protein ubiquitination; Notch signaling pathway
Cellular component (GO): nucleoplasm
Molecular function (GO): zinc ion binding; ubiquitin protein ligase activity
Source: RefSeq, a predicted model, not a curated record
GGCACAUUUAUGUGCAUAUAUAUCUAUAGCACAAAUCUUCGUUGAAAUAGAAAUGAUACCAUCAUGUGUCUCUAUGUAAAUCCUUACUCAGUACAUGGGACUUCACACCCUAGUGGUGAAUAUUUCAACCUAAAUAGUCAUUUUCUAAAAUCCCUUUUAGUUUGGAGCGUGUAUCGCCAUAAUUUAAUUGUAGUGUUAGCAAUCAUAUUAUUGAACCUGCUGACCCUCCCUCCUGUCCAGUUUUCUGGUAUUUACAAUUGGUAUUUCUGUGUCCCUGGAGUAAUUGCAGAGGCUGCACUGCUGAAGAGGAGCAGAGGCAUCGGAAGAGGGAUACAGAGCAGGACUGACACACAAACCGGGAGUCGGGACUGGAAGGACAGGAGGCAGCAGCACACACAUACUGGCUGAGCAGAAGCAGCAGAGGGAGAAGCCACAGCACUGUACAGGUUGUCUGAUGGAAAGACAGGAAUAGAACAGAAUUCACAAGAGUGGCACAGUCCCCAAUAGACAAGGAGUCUGCAUAUGCUGUUUUGGUAAUAUGGACACAUGGCCUCAAGAGCUGACAGUUGACCAUCGCAAUUGGAGUCUGCAUAUGCUGUUUUGGUAAUAUGGACACAUGGCCUCAAGAGCUGACAGUUGACCAUUGCACUUGGUGAAUACAGGAUUUCUGUAUGUUUAACAGAACACAACACAGAAUGACAUUGAACAGGAAGGGCUGCAUGAGGGACAAACCAACCCUUUUAUUCUUGUGUACUUUUAUGGGCCCUGUAUUUGGCGUGAGGGUACCUUUUCCUGCGACAGUUUAGCAUCUGCUUAUAGAGCGAAGACCCUGCUGUAAAUAACAACAUUACGCUUAUUGUUUUAAAUUAGUAGUCAGCAUUUGUCAAAGUCAACCAUGAAGACCAACUUCGAACAUUUCCUUUGAGCAUUGCCCCCAUGCUAGUGCACCCUUUAACUCUCCAUGUACAUUUUUUCCCCACUCAAUUACCUGCCUGCUCGCCACUGGGGCUGAAGAUUCUAGUUCCUGUCUUCUCCUUCUUUUUCUACGUCUUGCCAUGUCACGUCCAGGCAUCUUGCAAUCAGUAAGUGGUCAGAAUUUUGGAGGUCAAGGGGCUCCUCCAAGAGUUGUGGUCUGGGAGUGGUUAAAUGAGCAUGGACGUUGGAGACCAUAUACUGCAACAGUGUGCCAUCAUAUUGAGAGUGCUCUACGAGAAGAUGGCCGUGGAAGAGUGGCAUUAGGGCAGGUGGACACACAACUAACACCAUAUGUUAUCGAUCUACAGACCAUGCAUCAAUAUCGUCAGGACACAGGUACUGUCCGUCCAGUACGACGCAGUUUCUAUGAGCCAUCUUCUGCCCCUGGCAAGGGUAUAGUAUGGGAAUGGGAAAAUGAUGCAGGUUCCUGGACUCCUUAUGAUACAGAAAUAUGCAUUGCUAUCCAGAAUGCGUAUGAGAAACAGCACCCUUGGCUGGACCUUACCACUCUUGGUUUCUGCUAUUUGGUUCAUUUCCAUAGCAUGUGCCAGGUCAACCGCCAGACACAUCGUAAGCGUCGGCUAAGGAGGCGCAUGGAUCUAGCAUAUCCUCUUACUAUGGGAUCCAUACCCAAGUCUCAAUCAUGGCCUGUGGGGUCUGGUUCUGGGUUACCUUGCUCUUGUCCACAAUGUCUCUUAGUAAAUAGUACUAGAGCAGCCUCCAAUGCUAUUCUAGCAUCGCAGAAAAUCAAGAUUCCCCCUGGACCCCCACCUAACUUGCCACCACCUCCUCCACCACUGCAUCCACCAGGGAUAAGGCAGAGCAGUACAUUUAGUGGGGGAGCUGCAGGGUGGGGCAGAGCAGGAGAAGGAGGUCGUCCUGCAGGAGGAGUCCGAAAUGGCUCAGGAUUUUCCCGUAGUCAAAGUGUACCAGGAGCAGCUGCGUACCCAGGACAGAACAAUCUGAACAGACCAGGGGUGCAGAGAACUAGUGGGAGCAGCAGUAGAGCUUCUAUCCCUCCAGGUGUGCCAGCUCUCCCUGUGAAGAACCUAAAUGGGACAGGCCCUGUGCACCCAGCUCUGGCAGGUAUGACUGGCAUUCUGAUGUGCGCGGCUGGAUUGCCUGUUUGCCUAACCAGAGCCCCUAAACCUAUACUGCACCCCCCACCUGUCAGCAAAGAAGAUAUCAAACCUGUAAGCGGCAUCAGUGGAAUCUGUCGGAAAACCAAGAAAAAGCAUCUAAAGAAAAGCAAAAACCCAGAAGAAGUGGUGCGAAGAUAUAUACAGAAAGUAAAGUCACCACCAGAUGAGGACUGCACAAUCUGCAUGGAGCGUCUGGUCACUGCAUCUGGUUAUGAAGGAGUGCUCAGUCACAAAGGAAUCCGCCCUGACCUGGUUGGGAAGUUGGGGAAGUGCAACCAUAUGUACCAUGUCCUGUGUCUGAUGGCUAUGUAUAACAACGGCAACAGGGAUGGCAGCAUGCAGUGCCCCACCUGUAAGGCAAUUUACGGGGAGAAAACGGGCACACAGCCUCCAGGGAAGAUGGAGUUUCAUGUCAUUCCUCACUCACUGCCAGGAUAUCCUGAGUAUAAGACUAUCCGCAUAGUGUACGAUAUUCCCAGCGGAAUGCAGGGUCCUGAGCAUCCCAACCCAGGACGGAAGUUCACAGCCCGCGGAUUUCCUCGCCACUGCUACUUGCCAGAUAAUGAGAAAGGGAGGAAGGUUUUACGACUGCUAGUGGCAGCAUGGGAUCGACGCCUAAUAUUUGCAAUUGGUACCUCCAGCACGACGGGGGAAUCUAACACAGUGGUGUGGAAUGAGAUUCAUCACAAGACUGAAUUUGGUUCCAACCUUACAGGCCAUGGAUACCCAGAUCCAAACUACCUGGACAAUGUGCUAGCUGAACUUACUUUGCAGGGGGUAACUGAAGAGCGAGCACUUCCCUAUUAAAUCAAAGCUCUGGACUCUUUCAUAAAUAUGGGAAUACAUGUAACCAGGUACAGGGCACUGAGAUUUUUGCUCUGCAAGUUACUGGCCCCUGCUUUUCCAGGGGAUUUAAUCCUACCAGAACUGGAGAUGCCAACUGUACUGCCUUGUUGUAUUUAAAGAUCAAAUGUGUGAUUAAGGCUUCUGCAGAGCAUCAGAGGUGCUCAUUAGUGGUUCAGCGGAGCAUGGAUGCACUUGUCGCAGCAUCUCAGGCUGUACCGGCCUCGCAAUGGCCAAACAUUUCUUUACAAAGCAUGAUGUUAUUGGGGCAGAAACAGUUUUGAUACAGCAAGUCACAUUUACUCAGUGAUUGUUGGAGAGGCAGAAGAUAUGCCCAGGUUUUACAGAAUGUUUUUGGAUUGAAUUUAUUACUGUAACCUAUUAGUCUGAAAAUGUACAGGUCAGUAGCUGGCAUUCACUGCUUGUCUAUAGCAAAAUGCACUACUACCAUGGCCUUCUGACACCAGAGCACUCAGCCGGGCCAUACAUUUCCCUCUCACUAUCUCUUCAAAGCAAGACCCAGGGCAGCCUCUUGUCUCCCAUCUCCUGCGUGACCAAAGUAUGUGUUGUGUGAGGUGUGUCUGUGCUAUACAAAUCAGUACUGUGUAGCUUUCUUCUUCUCAGCAAAGCUAAUAUCGACAACGCCGUGAGUACUGAGCAAUAAGAAACAAAUUAUUAAUACAUAUAUAAUAUUACAUGAGCCGAUGUGCUGGGUCACAAUGACUGAUUUUGGUCACCAAUAUCUAAAAUGUAGCAAUUAUUUGUCCUUAUUAAACUCAAUACUUUGCCUUUUCUGUAAGAUACUUAUAUACAGUAUAUAUAUAUAUAUAAAUUUCAUGUCUACGGUUUAAUAUCGUCUUUUCUUUCUACUGUUAUUGAUAUUCUCAGGCUGCUGCUGCUCAUUACAGCUGACCAUUAAAUUUUGUCUUAAAACUUCUAUCCUAUCAAUUCAUUAUGACUUGAAGAGUAUAUAGGAUAUGUAUAGCACCAUAUAUAAAAAAGUAGACACGCAUUCAGCUUAUUUAACACAGUACUAUAUGAGCAAUUCUGUCUAUAGCAAUCAGUCACAUACUUUAUGUUCUGCAGUGCAUUUGUCUAUUCUACUGUAUUAAUAGAGAAAAAUAUAAUUGAACUGGGUCCAGAGAGGAUCCCAAUACUAUAGGCCCCACACAUAAGGGUGCCCAGAAGUCAAAGGGAACAUUGGAAGGAUGAUUAUUUUGAUGGAGAAUCCAUAUUUGAAAUUAUUCUCAGGACACAGUUCAAUUAUAUUUUCCUCUAUCAAUAUAGUAGAAUAAACAUAUGCACUGCAGAAUUCUGCGGGUUCCCAGCCGAACUCAGACGCUUUAUUGCCGUUUAAAAAAAAGUUUGUCCGGGAACCCAAAACCUCCUGCUAACUCAGACUUCAUUACAUCCGGCCCAAUGUAUGUGGCUGACUGCUGUAGAUAGAUUAGAGCGGUUGGUAUCGGGAUCCCGGUGCUUGGGAUACUUGUAGUCAGAAUACUGAUAGCGGCAUCCCGACAAGCAGGAUCCCAUUACCUGUUCGGUAAGUAUACCAACACUAAUCCCCUACCAUAACCUCCUGCACCACCCAUGCAGCCUAACCCUAACCCUCCCACCCCCGCAGCCUAAACCUAACCCUGCUUCCCCCACAGCGUAACUGCCUAUCUCCGCAGCAACCCUAACCAUCCCACCACAGCCUGACUAACCCAGCCCGGUAUACUUACGAUCCAGAUGCCUGCAGUCAGGAUUCCAGCGCUGGCAUUUUAAUCUAUAUUGGACUUCCAGCAACGGUCUUCUGACCAAUGUUGGCAUUCCUGGCGUCUGCAUUCUGACUGCCAGCAUCCCGAUCACCGAUACAGUGACCGGAUCCCAAUAGUCCUGCAUACAGCCGAUACUUACCUGGUAACUCCCCUCUGUAAAGGCCCUUGUAUAACUAUGUAUAUGGGAAGCCCUAAUAGGUCUGCUCUUCAGAACAUCUUCCCAGAGCUCCUUACACCUUCUAGCCAUUUCUCUAACAAGUACUUGCUGUUAACGUCUUCUAUAAUUAUGACUACCACGUCCAAAGAAAAAAUUCCAAAGUAUCUACUUAAUGUUAUAUAUAUAUAUAUAUAUAUAUAUAUAUAUGCUUUUGUACCCAUUUGUACCCAAGAUAACAGAAUCAUGGCAACCCCCCCACCAGCACCAAUGUCAUCUAUCUAUGAUUAGCACCAAAAUGUUCUCUACAGCUGUGAAAAGGGACCAUUUACCCUAAGAUGCUUACAUAUUUCUCUUAUGUACUCUCUUCCAGACUACUCCUGUACAUAACUAAUAUCAACUUGUUUAUGUACAUAUAUAUUUCUGGAGUUCUCCAAGAAGUUACUAUCCAACUUCAUAGGAAUAUGUUAAAAUAAAUAUAAUUAUUUGUAUAAUGCUAUAGCAAAUUAUUUUGCAUUAGAUGCACACUGGCAUUAGUGCAUUCUAGGUUUCUCUAUAUUUGAUUUAACAUCUGUGUGAUACAGUGCUAUAAAGCAGACUACAUAUUCCAGUUUUCAAAAAGCAGGCAUGGUCAUUGCAAGAUGAACACGGGAUGUAGUCAGCAUGCCGGUGGUUACUGGUUAUAGUGUUACUGAAUUUUUCCUACAAGAUUCAAUGCCGGUUGUUAGGACACCAACUCAUCUGUAUACCUUCAGUAACAGCCUGUUGCUGUGAACUGGUGUCCUGGUGCUGUAAGUAACUUCUUCACCCAGGUAAAACUUUGUAGAUCUAUUCUAGCAUUUCCCCAGUAGCUUUUCACACAAGACAGCAGAGCGUACAUGUAGGAAAUACAUUGUCUGUGCACACCAGCAUCCAAUGCAAAUAUUUUAUUGGCUCAAUGACUCAGAGAUGAGAGGUUGCACCAAGGCCAAGCAGACCUGUGCAAACACUGACAUGUUGAUCUAAUUGUAAAGCGCAAUGGAAUAUGCUGCACUAUAUAAGAAACUGCUAAUAAAUAAAUAAUAAAUAUUGGAGUUGGGACUAUCCCUUUAGUACUUGGCUCUUCAAGUGUAAUACAGUGAAUAGUAUAUCUCCCAAGUAUUUUUCUCUAUACAUCUUGUGUCUUCACUACAUAAGACAUAUCACACAAAUGUCCUCCUACUACACGAGGUCCAGUCCUGCAGGAUGACCCCAUGGUGGUGCCACUUGCUUGGGUUCUGACAGUAUAGCCAGCCAUAGUGAAUCUUGCAGACUCAUGGAUAGAAUAUGAUAUGCUCAUACUGUUUAAAAGACAAGGAGCAGAUUCACCACAUGCCGGUUAGGGUAGUUAUUUAAAUAUCCUGAAUAGUUUCCAGACUUAGACAGAACCUUGACAGAAAAGUGAGGGAGCCAAUUCAAUUAUGGGGGAUUUGCAUUGCUAAUGUACGGCUGCGCAUAUCACUAUGAAUUCUGAUAGAGCAACAGUGCUUAUUUUUACACUCACCCCCUACGAGGAUGCAAGGGAAAAUUGCACCUAUUGUUGUCUCCAUUAGCUGACUUUAUGAGCGCUCAGAUAGCACAUUGACCACAUCACAGAGAAAUGAAUCACCCCUUAGACUCAAAUAACAAUAUUCAAUGUUGUACUUUAUUAAAAAAGCAAUGUAGUGUUUAAUUUUACCUGUGCAACUCUGGUUUCACAGACCUGUUCCCAUUAAAAAAAAUUAUGUGGCACAAGUAAGAUUAUAUUAACGAAAUUGGGGGCUACACGAAUACUGAUUUGAAUCUGAUAACUGCAGUAGAAGAAAUUCCCUGCUGCCUGGUGAAUCGAGCCCAACAGGAUUAGCUGUGUGGAUAUAACUAAAUGCAGAAGUCUACUGCAUCAGAUGUCACUAAAACAUUGCCUCAGUGAUGUGUCUGAGAUCACGCAGAGAAUGGCAGAGUGGAGGCUGUUUUGUGGGUCCUUUGAAGCAAAAAGAGGGCUUAAAUCUUUACCUGCCAAGAGAGACUGCUUCACAGGCAGCUCUAUAAGAGCAGUGUACCACGGCAUGCAUGGAACAACCCUCACCCCAUAUCAUAGCCAUACUUGGCAUGUCCUUGCAUAUGUGAAUAAAAUCCCUAUUGAAAUGAACUAUA